Molecule: messenger RNA, 666 nt
Organism: Syzygium oleosum
Lineage: Eukaryota; Viridiplantae; Streptophyta; Magnoliopsida; Myrtales; Myrtaceae
Exons: 3
Coding region: 190-462 (90 amino acids)
Source: RefSeq, a predicted model, not a curated record
AAUAUACACUUUAUAGGAACCUCCUCCUAAAAUCCUGGACCGGGCAGCUCUAGAAUUUUUCCGGUGCACCAACUGCCGGUCGCAGCUCCGUCGCCGGCCGCCGCGAGCAGCCCGCCGCGUCGCUCACCGGCGAUUGAAGUCCGGCGAUCGCUCCCGAACCGGCACCUUCUUGCUUUUCGCUGCUGAGAAAUGGCGAAAGGUCUAAUAUGGGCGACGGCUGAGGAUCUUGCGAGGAACAGGGGACGGGUUCUCUCUCUUUAUCGCCAAAUCUUGCGGAGCCUGAAUUCGUCGAACCUGCCUCUUACUUUAGCUGCUAGGCUAUCCAAGAAGGCCGAGGCGAAAGCCAUCUUCAUGCUGGCUGCCGAAGAGAGAUCCCUUCACAACAUUGAAGACCUCAUAGAUGUUGCGGAGUAUUCUCUCUCCCUGUUGCAAAAAGGUGAAAUCCCCAAAUACAUACAAUAGAAAACAUGCUGCAAGUAAAUGGGACAAGUAUCGAAUGCCCGUGACGCAACUUUCUCAAGUUGUUGUCUCUGGGUGGUUAGAGGGCAAUUUAGAUAAUAGAGAAGUUGGUUCCGCUUUCUUGAAACAGCUGGAAUAGGAUGGUUGUAUUGACGUCUUGUUACUUGCUUUUAAACAUUAUUAUUAGCACGAAAAGAAGAUUCUUCA